UUUUCCCAUUUUUGAAUUGGGUUCUUUGGUCUUUUUAUUGUUGAGAUACUCUCUCCUUCUAGAAGCUUCUAGCCUGUGCAUCCCUUGCUCUCCUGGGCUUUUGCCUUCCCUGGUGUGGAUCAUGCGUCAUUCUCCUUUGCUGGCUCCUCCUCCUUGUUCCAGCCUCUUUCCUUCUCUUGCUUCCUUCCCAUGUUGGGGGAGCACACAUCUGUGGCGUUCCCGUGGCACGCUGUCCCCUGAAGAGACGUAGCUGGUGGCCGUGGGCGCCCCUCACCUUCACCUGCCCUGGCUCUCCUGCCCAAACGUGUCUCCUCCCUGCUGUGCUCCUCCAGAGCUCCUGGGCCUGAGCCUCCAGGCCCUCCUUUGACCGCUGAUUGCCCGCCCUGGCCACGCUUCGUGUGCGACGCUGCCCCUCACUUAGCCUCCUGACCCCUGCCUCCCUGUGCAGCUCGGCUGGAUGGCGCCCCUUCUUCCGCAGACUUGCCUGGGCACCAGAGGCUGGCGGGUGCCUGGGUCUUGCUGGCUGCCUGCCGUGUGUCCUGCCUGAGCCCUUGAGCUCCCCUGAGCCCCUGGGAAUGCAGCAUGGGGCAGGAGUCCAGGCUAGUUUUUUUGUUUUUAGCAUGAUUAUCCAGUUAUUCCCCACUGUUUGUUCAAAGGAUUGUCCUUUCCCUGUUGUGAGUACCUUGGCACCAAGGUAACCAAAAAUUACUUUAUCAUGUAUGUGUGGCUGCAUUUUGGGUUAUUCUGUUUCAUUGGUUUGUACGUCUGUCUUUUUGACAGCACCGUGUUGUCUUAAUCACUAAGUUUUAGAGUAAGUCCUGACAUCCGUCCUGGACGCCUACAGCUUUGUUCAUCUUUUUGUGAAAUUCUUUUGGACACUUCCAGUGCUUUGUAUUUCCAUAUCAAUUUUAGAAUAGCUUGUCAAUUUCUGCUAUUUUCUUAUCCUGCUUUAAUUUUACUUGAGAUUGCAUUGACUCUAUAGACCAACUUAAGGGGAAUUGACCUCUUAACAAUCUUGAGUUUUCCAACCUGUGAAGAUGGUCAGGAUUUCUCUGAUGUAAGUGUUCUUCCAUUUUCUCCGGCAGUUCCUUAUAAGGUUAAUGUGCAGGUUUUGUGUGUAUUUUAUUCAAUUUAUCGUUAAUAAUUUCGUGUUUUUUAAUACUAUUCUACAAAUUAUUAUUGUUUAAAUUUCACUUUGUGGUUGUUGGUUACAAGUGUACAGAAAUACACCUGAUUUUGUGUGUUGCCUUGUGUCCUGGGACUUCAGCCAAACAAGUUCUCUUCUUUGUUCUGGUUUUCCUAGAGUUUUUAUAACAAAUAUGUGUCAAAUUUUAUCAAAUACUUUUUGUAAUUUAUAUAAUUUACAGAGAUGGUUUUCUCCUUUUAAAAUUUAUUUUGUUACUAUGAGCAUUUCAUUCAUUGUUUUUUGAGUGUUAGGUCAACCCUGUGCUCCUGGGAUGGAAUCCUCUUGGUCAUGAUCUAUUAUUCCUUUCAUGGGGGGCCGAGGGGGCGCCCAUCGGUCAGGGCCAGGCAGCCAGGGCCACAAGGAUGUCUGGAGAUCGCCCGUCCCCAUGGUGCUCGUUUUAAUAAAGAACCUCGUAGAGAGCCCCACUCACAGUGUGAAUGGCACACACCAUAAACAGGAGGAGACUGGCAGAAAAUGAAACACGAGGAAGGAGGGCUGCAGCCAUGGUGAGAGCUGCCGUGGAAGGAGGAGUGGGGCUCACCUGCUCACAGCAGAGAAGACAGAAAGCCAGCAUUCACAGGCCGCCUAAGAAGCCAGCAAGCCAGUCACGAGGGAAGGAGAGAGCGAGCGUACAGGCACACGGUGCAGCAGGAGACCAACAAGACCAUCGCGGCCAGCACCAGUGCCCUGAGGCAGAUGUCGGCGCUCCUGCGGGGCUGCUCCCGGCAGGAGUGUGUUCAGCUGGACCGCCUGAAAACUCAGCUCUCGGAUGCCAUUCAGCGCUACGGCGUGGUGCAGAAGAAAAUUGCAGAGAAGUCCAGAGCCCUGCUUCCCACGGCACAGCGGGGUGGCAAACAGCAGGGAGAGGAGAGCACCGCCGAGGCUGGGGAGCAGCACUCUCGGCAGGCUGGUGGAUACGAGUGCUUUUAACCUGAGGUGGGCGUCUUCAGAAGCCCUACAGUUGGAAGCUUCCUCCUGAGACCCAGGACGAGACGCGGGUCUAGCACCGUUCUCUUCCCCACCGCCCUGGAGGGCGUGUGCAGUGCCCUGAGACACGACACAGAAGUGAGAGGCGUAUGGAGGCCUGGGGAGGAAGAAGCCCCAUCAGAGACCGCGUGACUGCAUUACUGGAAGAUGUGGAUGAGUCUGCAGUGAACUUAGAGCUAAUAAGCGGUGGUAACAGGGUCAGUAUACGAGGAAGCACUGUGUGCUAGCAGAAGACAGUGUGCAACGAAACUUAGAAAGUGACCCCGUUUAGGGGUGCCUGGGUGGCUCAGUCGGUUGGGCGACUG
This is a messenger RNA of Leptonychotes weddellii (Weddell seal), 2478 nucleotides long. The record is from RefSeq and is a predicted model, not a curated record. Lineage: Eukaryota; Metazoa; Chordata; Mammalia; Carnivora; Phocidae.